Rhipicephalus microplus (southern cattle tick) is the source of this 760-nucleotide messenger RNA. RefSeq lists its product as uncharacterized. The record is from RefSeq and is a predicted model, not a curated record. Lineage: Eukaryota; Metazoa; Arthropoda; Arachnida; Ixodida; Ixodidae.
ACAGCUUUUCGCACUUAGAGGUUCACGUUGAAAUACUUGUACGAGCAAUAUUGCUUGUAUUCCACCGAUGGCUUUCAACACCCUUUGGUUUUGGGCAUUUGUUCUAGUUACUGUAGCUAUACCUCCACUCAUGGCAGUUAAAAAAGACGAUUCUGGUUCCACAAAAACUACUCCACGCAACGCAAUAUGGUCAUGGCCAAUUGUGUUUAUGCACUCCAAGAUCAUCUACUUGAACGCAUCUACGAAGGAGUAUCCUGGCAUAAAUUGCAUUAAAGAAUACCGGGGCUCCUGGAAUCGCAGCGCUCGACUGCUGACUAAGAUGAUGGUGUCCGUGUUUUCGUUUACACAUUGGACGAUGAAUGAAAUGCUUUACAAAGCAGCAGGAAAACGUGGGCCGGCGCAAGCUUUUACAGUGGCCGACAUAAGUGGAUCUGCCAAUUAUACAAUUGCAUUUAAUUAUACGUCAGAGUACUGCGCAAUUAUAAGAAAGGAAAAUAAAACAGGUGAAGUUUCUAACGACGCCUGCGAACUAUGGGUGAACGACAAGUUCUUCAUAAGUGGGCAUGAAGAACAAGAAGCCUGCACAACGAAGUUUAAGACGUAUUGCAAAAGCGACAACAAAACAGUAUUCAAUAUAGAAAACUGUCUAGACAGUGUGGGAAAAGUCCUUCUGAUCGGGUGAACGUCGCGAACCCACAAGAAACAAUACAAAUAAAUAUUUUUAAAAUAUCGACAUAAUAAAUUCAUUUGCAACAAUGGC